AUGGAGUGGCGAGUGUGGAGUUUGGCUGUAGCUGUGGGCUCGAUAACAGGAACUGGAGCUGGAAACAGGGUAGUACAAAUAAUGGGCCAAGCUCUAAAACAUUUUUCUCAACCACAAGAAAAAGAACAACAGCAACAGCACCAAGACGAUGAUCUUACAAAACUACCAUCACCUCUUCUUUCUCAACUUCCGGAUGAAAGACUUCUGUAUAACAUAUUUCCAUAUUUAACAUAUUUGGAUUUAUGUCAUCUUUCACAAAUUAAUAAAUAUUUUAAAAAUCUAAUUGAAUUAGAAGACGUGGAUCAUUUAUGA
This is a messenger RNA of Didymodactylos carnosus, 312 nucleotides long. The record is from the annotation of a GenBank genome assembly. NCBI's taxonomy places the organism in Eukaryota, Metazoa, Rotifera, Eurotatoria, Philodinida, Philodinidae.